AUGCCGAGAACUCGGAGUGUGUUUAAAUGUCCUGUUUUGGGUGUUAUUUGUGAGUUAAAAUACAAUGUUCUACCUACUUACGACGAUGUUAUCAAGUUAUAUGAAUGGACAAGACAUCAACGAAAAUUGAGGUUAGAAACUGCCAAAGAGCCAGUUUUUGCGGAAAUAGCAGAUAUAGUGACAUCCACGAUUGAAAAUAUAUGGCAAACUGCAUCUAUUCCUACAGUAACACGAACAAGAAUCAUACAAAUGUUGAAAGCCUAUCAUUUAAAAUACAAAAAUCUACUUAAAUCUGUGCAAAGGGUAUCUGAAGAUAAAUUAGAGAGAUUUCGGCAUAGUGGUAGGUUACUUUUUGAUAUUUCGGCAUGCAAAUGCAAAGAAUUUAUUAAGUGCACCUGCCCAAAGGAUAAAAAGGUUCCUAAACAAGAACAAGCCUUCCUAAUUGAUCAAAGAACCUGUCGACAUAUGAUAAUCGGUGGAAUCGAUCCAAUCAUCACUAAGAAGUUGCAAAGCACUUUAAAACGGAAACAUGAACGAGAGAACCGCCAAAAUGUAUCUUCGAAUACGAGUACAUCAUCGUUGGCUGUUUUAAAUGUUAGUACUUCUUCGGAAACGUCAUCAAUGUCAGAUAGAAGCGAAUUCGAAGAAGUUACUCAAAAGAAAAGGAAAAAAUCCUCACGCAUCGAUUUUCCGACGCUCUCGAAGACAUGUGACAGGUACGGAGUGUCAGAUAGGGCUGCAGCCGCGAUUGCAUCAUCUGUCUUGUUCGACAUUGAUUCUGAUAUUGGCGUCAUUGACAGGCAUAAAUUACGUAGACAGAGAACCAAAACAAGAAAUAAGUUAUUGAAUGAGGUGAAAAUUUCGGAACUUAAUGCUUUAUACUUUGACGGGAGGAAAGACAAAACGUUAAAGAUCGUUAAAAAGAAUGGCAAAUGCUACAGGACUUUGACUGUCGAGGAACAUAUCUCACUAAUUCAAGAGCCUGGAUCAAUUUAUCUUGGAUACGUGGUGCCUAAUGUUGGGACAGCAAAAGGAAUAGAAAUCUCCAUAGCAGAGUUUCUAACACGUGAACAAAUACUUCUUCAUGAACUUAUUGCAAUCGGUUGCGAUGGCACAAAUGUUAAUACUGGAAAGAAUGGAGGUAUAAUAAGACUGUUCGAGAGAAAACUACAAAAACCACUCCAGUGGAUAGUGUGUUUGCUGCACAUGAAUGAACUGCCUUUGAGACACUUGUUUCUUCAUCUUGAUGGGUGUACUUCGGGACCUAAGUCUUUCUCUGGACCUUUAGGAAAAGCACUAGAGACCUGUGAACAACUACCUAUUAGAAAAUUUCAACCUAUUGAAGGAGAAAUGCUUCCAGAAAUGGCCAAAGAUUUGAGUACAGAUCAACAGUACUUACAUAAUAUUGUCACAGCGGUUCUUACAGACUACGAGUAUAUCCUCUUCGCUCCCUUAGUCCAGCCCACUGGACAUAUUCUAAAGUAUUUUAGCACAACAUCAACGCAAUAUUUUACCCUGUCCGACCCGAAGUCCUCCGCGCUGGACAUAGUUUUAUGCAUAGUAUCUCACUUACAGGAUGAUCGUGAGUUUUGGACUCCAUUAGAUUAUUUCUCACACUACUUUUCUGACGAGUUUUGGGAAAAUUUAUCUAAGCAAAGCAAUAUCAAAGCGAUGCAGGCUAAUGAAAAAAAGUUAUUGAAUUCUACAGAGGAAGAAUAUCGUAAACUGGCGGGAAUUCAUAUUCUCAUGGGUAUAUUUGGACUGCCAAGACUAAGGCUGGAUUUCAUAAAAGGAAUCGAAAUCCCCAUAAUAACCCAACUACCUAGAGAUUGA
Messenger RNA from Acanthoscelides obtectus, 1833 nucleotides. The record is from the annotation of a GenBank genome assembly. Lineage: Eukaryota; Metazoa; Arthropoda; Insecta; Coleoptera; Chrysomelidae.